AUGCCCCCCACCGACGUGCCUCUGGCCCUGAGCGCAGUGCUGCUGCUGCUGUCCCCCACAUCUGCCUUCUUCCCCAACAUCUGGAGCCUCCUGGCCGCCCCUGGCUCUGUCACCCACCAGGACCUGACGGAGGCGGCGGCUCUCAAUGCCACUCUGCAGCUCUUCCUGGAGCGGCCGGCCCCGGGCCGGCCCCCCCUGCGUCUUGAGGACUUCCUGGGCCGCACCCUCCUUGCCGAUGACCUCUUUGCCUCCUACUUCGGACCUGGGUCCCCUUCCCGGCGGUUCCGAGCAGCCUUAGGCGAGGUGUCUCGUGCCAAUGCAGCCCAGGACUUCCUGCCGGCUGCCAGGAACGACCCUGACCUGCACUUUGAUGCCGAGCGGCUGGGCCAGGGGCGCGCACGCCUGGCGGGGGCUCUGCGGGAGGCCCUGGCGGCAGCCCAAGCCGGAGACCACGCCCUGGCCCGGCAGCGCCUCGGGGCAGCCCUCCAUGCCUUGCAGGACUUCUACAGUCACAGCAACUGGGUGGAGCUGGGGCAGCAGCGGCCACACCCGCACCUCCUCUGGCCAAGGCAGGAGCUGGGCAGCCUGGCGCGAGCGGGAGACCCUACCUGCGCCGACUGUGAGGAGCUGAGCUGCCCCGGGAAUCUGCUGGGUUUCACACGCCUCACCUCUGGCUACUUUGGAACUUACCCCGCCAAGCCUCCAGGAAAAUGUAGCCACGGGGGCCGUUUUGACCAGAGCAGCUCCCAGCCACCACGGGGAGGCAUCAACAAGGACAGCACAGCCCCAGGCCUCUCCCCCCACCACACGCUCCACCUCCAGGCGGCAAAACUGGCCCUUCUGGCCUCCAUCCAGGCCUUCGGGCUCCUGCGGAGCCGCCUGGGCGACCGGGGCUUCUCCAGGCUGCUGGACGCCACCCCUGCCUCCAGCCUGAGCUUUGUGCUGGACACCACGGGCAGCAUGGGCGAGGAGAUCAACGCUGCCAAAACCCAGGCUCGCCACAUCGUGGAGCAGCGGCGGGGCGGCCCCAUGGAGCCCGCCCACUACGUCCUGGUGCCUUUCCAUGACCCAGGGUUUGGCCCCGUCUUUACCACCAGUGACCCUGACAGCUUCUGGCAGCAACUCAAUGAGAUCCAGGCCGUGGGAGGCGGAGACGAGCCUGAGAUGAGCCUGUCAGCCCUGGAGCUGGCCCUGCUGCACUCACCUCCGCUCUCAGACAUCUUUGUCUUCACUGACGCCUCCCCCAAGGAUGCCUUUCUCACCCCCCGCGUGGGAGCCCUGGCCCAGGAGCGGCGCUGCAGAGUAACAUUCCUGGUGACUGAAGACCCAUCGCAGGGUCAGCGCCGCGUCCGGCGUGAGGUCUUGUCCCCUCUGCGCUUUGAGCCUUAUGAAGUGGUGGCCCUGGCCUCGGGAGGGGAGGUGAUCUUCACCAAAGAUCAGCACAUUCGGGAUGUGGCAACUGUUGUUGGGGACAGCAUGGCCGACCUGGUGGUCCUGCCCCUGGAGCCUCCGGUGGUGGUGACUGGGAGGCCGCUGGUGUUCACUGUGGACGGACUGCUCCGGAGGGUGACCGUCCGCAUCCACGGGGAGGUCCGCAGCUUCCGGAUCAGGAGCCCUGCAGGGGCCUCCCAGGGCCAGGAGGAAGGCCAGGGGCCUCUAGGCCACACUCGCCGCUUUGGGCAGUUCUGGAUGGUGAGCGUGAAUGACCCCCCCCAGACCGGGACCUGGGAGAUCCAGGUCACCGCGGAGGGCCACACCCGGGUGAGAGUGCAAGCUCGGACGGCGCUGGACUUCCUCUUCCACUUUGGGAUCCCGGUGGAGGACGGCCCCCACCCUGGCCUCUGCCCCUUGACCCAGCCAGUUGCAGGUCUCCGGACCCAGCUGCUGGUUGAGAUGACAGGGCUGCACUCCAGCCGCCGGGAAGGGCCUCUGCCCCACUUCUCCCACGUCGUGCUUCGAGGGGUUCCGGAGGGCGCCGAGCUGGGCCGGGUGCCCUUGGAGCCCAGGGGAGCCCCGGAGCGAGGGCUCCUGGUGGCUUCGCUUCCACCCCCGCUUCUGUCCACCGCGGGGCCCUUCUCUCUGGAGCUGCUGGGCCGGGACGACGGCGGGCGGGACCUGCACCGGGCGGCCCCCCAGCCCUGCAUGGUGGUCCCGGUCCUCCUGGAGCUCAGUGGCCCGGGGGGGUUCCUGGCCCCGGGCAGCAAGGCCCCCCUCAGCCUCCGCAUCGCCAGCUUCUCGGGGCCUCGGGAUCUCGACCUCAGGACGUGGGUCAACUCCAGCUUCACCCUCACCUCCAACCUCUCCAGGGUUCGCCUGGAGCACAACGAGUCCGCCUGGGGGCGCCUGUGGCUGGAGGUCCCAGAGUCGGCUGCCCUGGACUCCGUGGUGACGGUGACCGUGGCUGCGAUGGGUCGAGAAGCCAGACCAGGGCCCCCGACCCAUGCCUUCCUCCGGCUCCUGGUGCUGGCCCCGGACCCACAGGACCAGCUCGCUGUCCCUGCCCACGCGUCCGGCCCCGUCCUCACCGUGGCCAGCCCUACCCUCCCUCCCUCCCCUUUGGUGACUUGGGGCAGGGCUGGGGGAGGGCUGGCAGGCAGCCCCUGGUGGGGCACAGUCGGAGGGGUGCUGCUCCUUCUAGGCCUGGCCUCCUGGUGACAGCAGCCCCUAAGGAUGGGUCUCAGCGCUAUUUUCAACCUCUCCCGUUGGUGAGAAGAUGGCAUGGGCCUCGGGACCCUACCUCUCCCAGCGGGGCUGGAGGUUUUCCUUCUCACGCCCUUGUCCCUUCUCUUAGCAAGAUUGGGAUAAAGGGUCAUCGAUUUUCCCACAAUGCACUUUCCCUAACCAAAGACUGGGGUAGGAAGGUACUAGAAAGUGUUAUUUAUAGAAUUGUUUAUAUUUGAAAUUCUGGAGAAGCUUCUAUUUUAUUUUUGUAUUUAAA
This is a messenger RNA of Eptesicus fuscus (big brown bat), 2938 nucleotides long. It is a transcript of the gene VWA7, whose product is annotated as von Willebrand factor A domain containing 7. The coding region runs from base 1 to 2655 and encodes 884 amino acids. The record is from RefSeq and is a predicted model, not a curated record. The transcript is spliced from 16 exons. NCBI's taxonomy places the organism in Eukaryota, Metazoa, Chordata, Mammalia, Chiroptera, Vespertilionidae.